Talaromyces atroroseus is the source of this 969-nucleotide messenger RNA. RefSeq lists its product as hypothetical. NCBI's taxonomy places the organism in Eukaryota, Fungi, Ascomycota, Eurotiomycetes, Eurotiales, Trichocomaceae. Gene Ontology annotation, biological process: carbohydrate metabolic process. Bases 1 to 969 code for a protein of 322 amino acids. Gene Ontology annotation, molecular function: hydrolase activity, hydrolyzing O-glycosyl compounds. The record is from RefSeq and is a predicted model, not a curated record. The transcript is spliced from 2 exons.
AUGAAUCGACGCGUCCUUUCAUAUGCUCCAUUGCUCGCCGUUCUGGGCAGGGCCAUAGCUGAGCCAGUUUUGGCCAUUGACGCCGACUUUCCAGAUCCCAGUAUCAUACAGACAGAGAGUGGGUACUGGGCAUUUGCGACAGAGGGUAACGGAGUCAAUGCACAGGUUGCUACUUCACCAGACUUCUCUACCUGGACUCGCCUUUCAGGUGUAGAUGCAUUGCCAGGGCCGUUUCCGUCCUGGGUAGACUCCUCUUCACCGGCCAUUUGGGCUCCGGAUGUCCUAGUGAUGCCCGAUGGCAGCUUUGUCAUGUACUUUUCUGCAAUCACAUCUAAUAACACAAAUCUACAUUGCGUUGGGGCGGCCACUUCAUGGAUUCCAGAAGGGCCUUACACGCCAGUCGAUAAUUAUCUCGCGUGUCCCUUAGAACAGGGGGGCGCUAUUGACCCUGACGGAUUUAUCGACAGCGACGGCACCAUUUAUGUUGUUUACAAGGUUGAUGGAGACACCCUAGAUAAUGACGGCACCACACACUCAACACCGAUCAUGCUUCAAAAGAUGGAGUCGGACGGCGUAACGCCAACUGGCGAUCCUAUCGAGCUUAUUGACCGCUCUUCUAUUGAUGGACCUUUGGUUGAAGCCCCCAGCCUGCUGCUGAGUAACGGAAUAUACUAUCUCAGCUUUUCAUCGAACUAUUACUGGACUCAAUCUUACGAUACUUCAUACGCGUACGCAACCACGAUUACGGGCCCGUGGACAAAGCAAUCCAGCCCCUACGCCCCGCUGUUGGAUACAGGAGUCGAGACGCGAUCAUCAGGUCCAUUGAGCGCUCCUGGCGGUACUGAUUUUUUGGUCGACGGCACCAAGAUUGUGUUCCAUGCCGAUCGGAAUGGGCAGAAUGCUUCAGACGGACGUGCCAUGUUUGUGAGCGAGAUAAGAGAAGCCAACGACGUGAUUACUUUGGAUUGA